Messenger RNA from Ctenocephalides felis (cat flea), 3280 nucleotides. Its product is annotated as cytochrome P450 6k1-like. The coding region runs from base 51 to 3032 and encodes 993 amino acids. Lineage: Eukaryota; Metazoa; Arthropoda; Insecta; Siphonaptera; Pulicidae. The transcript is spliced from 8 exons. Gene Ontology annotation, molecular function: heme binding; iron ion binding; monooxygenase activity. The record is from RefSeq and is a predicted model, not a curated record.
GAGGUAUACCGACAAUUAAACCAAGUUUUCCAUUUGGAAAUGUCGCACCCAUGUUCACUUUAAGGAAAUCUAUGGGUGAAAAUGUGACUGAUUUAUACAAUAAAAUCAAAGCUCCAUUUUUUGGAAUGUAUGUGUUUGCAACACCGAGGCUAGUUAUUAAAGAUCCACAAAUAGUGAAGUUGGUUUUAGUUAAAGAUUUUCAACAUUUCCAAGAUCGUGGAAACGAGAUUGAUCCAGAGAAAAAUGCUUUAGUAGCACAUUUGUUCAGUUUAGCAGGCAACCACUGGAAAAACUUAAGGAACGCAUUGACACCUGCGUUUACUUCUGGAAAAUUGAAAAUGAUGAUGAACACAGUUAUAAAAUGUGGUGAAAAUUUGCAAAUAUACCUCGAAGAAAAAGCUAAAGGCCAGGAAGUUUUGGAAUUCAAAGACCUGGCAGCGCGUUACACCACAGAUAUCAUUUCUUCCGUAGCAAUGGGUAUUGAUGUUAAUUCCAUCAAAAAUCCUAAUGAUGAAUUUCGAAAUAUCGGUAGAAGGAUCUUCGAUUUUUCGACUACUUGGGAAGCUGUGAAGAAUAUUAUGUUUUUCACAUCUCCAGAAUAUUUGAAGACCCUUAAUAUAUCUGUGGUUAAACCAGAUGUACACGACUUUAUGACAAAUGUAGUUGAGCAAACUGUAAAUUAUCGAGAACAAAGUGGUGUCAUGAGAAACGAUUUUAUGCAACUUCUGAUACAAUUGAGAAAUACUGGCAAAAUUAGAGACGAUGAUGACAUGAAAGUGGAAAUUCAGAAGGAGAAACAAAUGUCUCUGGAAGAGAUAACUGCAGAGGUGCACUUGUUCUUCCUUGCUGGAUUUGAAACUUCGUCCAUAACAAUGUCAUCCUUCUUCUACGAAAUGGCAAGGAAUCCAGAAAUUAUGAGGAAGGCACAAGCCGAAGUUGAUUCCUGCGUUGCAAAACAUGGAGGAUUCACCUAUGAUGCCAUGAACGAAAUGAAAUACCUGGAAAAUUGUAUAAAUGAAACUCUUCGCAUUUACACUGCCCUACCAUUUCUACUACGCCAGUGCUCUAUUGACUACAAAAUUCCUGGACACGAUGCAGUAAUUCCUAAAGGAACCAGGGUGCUGAUACCAUUAAUGGGUUUACACAGAGAUCCUGAAUAUUUUCCAGAUCCGUUGAAGUACGAUCCUGACCGUUUUAGUGAUGAAAGAAAAGGAUCCAUUGUUCCUUAUACGUAUAUCCCUUUUGGUGAAGGAAAACGAGCCUGUAUAGGUAUGCGUUUAGGAAAAAUGCAAGUAAAAGUUGGUUUAGCAAUGGUGCUUCAAAAAUACGACAUUCUGAAAUGUUCCAAAACAUCCACAGAGUUUCAACAUGAUCCAACAACUGCUGGUGUGGUUCACUUAGGAGGAAUUUGGCUAAAGGUUGCUCCUCGUACUAGUCGUGUAAUUAUAAUAUUUUAUUGCGUGAAUAAAAGUGAAAAGGUGAAAAUGUUCGACUUUAUCCAAUAUGUGUUUGAAGUUUUGGUGGCCGUUCUGGUGUUAGUACUUGCAGCAACUUACGUAUAUUUCAAACACUCUUUCACAUUCUGGGAAAAAAGAAAUAUUCCAUCAAUUGCACCAACUUUUCCUUUCGGAAAUGUAGAACCUGUGUUUAGAUCCAAAAAAUCAAUGAGUCAAAAUAUAGCUGAUUUAUACAACAGCAUAAAAGCGCCAUUCUUCGGUAUUUAUGUGUUUUGUAUACCCAGAUUGGUAGUAAAGGAUCCAGAAUUGAUCAAGUUAAUUUUGGUGAAGGACUUCCAAUAUUUCCAAAACAGGGGCAAUGAAUUUGACUCAAAAUCCAACGCUUUGCAAUCGAAUUUAUUUAGCAUAUCAGGAGAUUCUUGGCAAAAAUUAAGAAAUGCUCUGUCACCGGCAUUUACAUCGGGAAAACUUAAAGCUAUGAUGGAGAUUAUUAUUAGAUGCGGUAAAAAUUUGCAAGAAUUUCUUGAAGAAAAAUCCAACAGUAAAGAAGAACUCGAAUUCAAAGACUUGGCUGCAAGAUACACAACAGAUGUAAUUUCUUCAGUAGCUUUAGGCAAUGAAGUAAACUCAGUGAAAAAUCCAAAUCACGAAUUUCGCGAAAUUGGCAGAAAAAUAUUUAAUUUACCCACAAGAUGGGAUGUUGUCAUGUCCAUUAUGUUUUUCAUGUCACCUGAAAUCCUGAAUAAAUUUAAAUUGGCAAAUAUAAGUCGUGAAGUUUAUGAUUUCAUGAUGAAUGUUGUUAGACAAACAGUGACCUUUAGAGAAGAAAAUAAUAUAACAAGACCUGAUUUCAUGCAACUUUUGAUUCAGUUGAGAAAUGGUGGUGAAAUUACAGAUGAUGAUGACAUGAAAAUCAAAGUACAAGGAGAAAAGCAGUUAUCCUUGGAUGCUAUAGCAUCAGAAGUGAAUUUGUUCUUCUUGGCUGGUUUCGAAACAUCUUCUAUAACAAUGUCAUCAUUUUUCUAUGAAAUGGCACAAAACCAUGACAUCAUGCGAAAAGCUCAAGCAGAUAUUGAUGCAAGUGUCGCAAAACAUGGAGGUUUUAACUAUGAAGCAAUGAAUGAUAUGAAAUAUUUGGAAAAUUGCAUUAAUGAAACUCUCCGGAUUUAUACAACGUUACCAUUCCUUGUUCGCGAAUGCUCAAUAGACUACAAAAUUCCUGGACACAACGCAUUCAUUCCAAAAGGCACCAGAGUAUUGAUACCGUUAAUGGGUCUCCACCGAGAUCCAGAUCAUUUCCCAAACCCAAUGAAAUUUGAUCCAGACCGAUUCAGUGAUGAGCGUAAAGGUUCCAUAAAACCUUAUACAUAUUUUCCUUUUGGAGAAGGAAAAAGGGCAUGCAUUGGCAUGCGUUUGGGAAAAAUGCAAGUGAAAAUGGGAUUGGCAAUGGUGCUUCACAAAUUUGAUAUUUUGAAAUGUUCUAAAACAUCAGAAGAAUUCCAGCAUGAUCCUACUACUGCGGGUGUUGUACAUUUAGGUGGAAUCUGGCUGAAAGUAGCUAAACGAAAAGUUUAAUGAGUAAUAGAUAAUUAGUAUCAAAAUUCGUCUAGUUUAUACUCACCGAGAAAACAUUGAUUCUUAAUUAAAAAUAUUUUAAAAUGCGCAAAUCACGUAGAUGAUUUGCACUUCAGUCAGUUGAUGGUCAAAAUUUUGAGCCAUUUUGAGCCGAAUUUCUUUCAUGUUAUUUUCUUUCCGUCGUUAAUCAAGUCCAUUAUUAUUUAUAGUCGGACUUUUCACUUGACGUUGUUAUUUCAAAAAAAGAU